UACAGUCCGUUUAAUUUCAUCUGCAAGAACCACGGUAAGGACCGAGAGAUGGAGUCGAUGGUCUCCUUCAUCACCGGGCCGACCCUCGCGUCGUCUUCCUCCUCUUUCUUGGAAGCACGAACCCUCCGGACCUUGUUUUCUGGCGGACGAGGAACCAGUAUUGUACAAAAGAACAUUGUUAUAGUAUCUAGGAAGUUGUCAGGACUUGAAGAGGCCAUGCGAAUCAGGAGGUCUAGGGAGCUCCAAAGUUCAGGUAAAGCAACAAAAAGGCCUCCGUUGAGACGUGGAAAAGUGUCAGGACCACUUCCAGUUCCAGAGCACAUUCUUAGACCUCCUUAUGUGGGUACAAAACUCUUGCCUGAGAUUUCUAGUGAACAUCAGAUACAUGAUGAGGAGGGUAUUGAUCGCAUGAAGGCUGCUGGUGAGCUUGCUGCACGCGUUUUAGACUUUGCAGGGACAUUAGUCAGGCCAUCAGUAACAACAGACGAGAUUGAUAAAGCAGUGCACAAGAUGAUAGUUGAUGCUGGUGCUUAUCCUUCCCCGCUUGGAUAUGGUGGUUUUCCAAAAAGUGUUUGUACAUCAGUUAAUGAAUGCAUGUGCCAUGGAAUACCUGAUUCUCGCCAGCUACAGGAUGGUGACAUAAUAAACAUAGAUGUGACAGUCUACCUGAAUGGUUACCAUGGUGACACAUCAAAAACAUUUUUAUGUGGAAAUGUUGAUGAACCUACAAAAAGACUUGUAAAGGUGACUGAAGAAUGCUUGCACAGAGCCAUAUCUAUCUGCAAAGAUGGUGUAAGCUUUAAAAAGAUCGGCAAGAAAAUUAGUGAGCUUGCUGAAAGACAUGGCUUCAGCGUGGUGGAACGUUUUGUCGGACAUGGUGUUGGGAAAGUAUUUCACUCUGAACCGAUUAUUUUGCAUCAUCGUAAUGAUAACCCUGGCUAUAUGGUUGAAGGUGAAACAUUUACCAUUGAGCCUAUUCUCACAAUGGGAAGCAUUGAGUGCAUAACAUGGGGCGACAAUUGGACUACGGUGACAGCUGAUGGCAGCCUUGCUGCUCAAUUCGAGCAUACCAUACUGAUAACCCAGAAGGGAGCAGAAAUUUUAACAAAGUAUUAGAUUAGCAUCAUUAAAUUCUCUGAUUUGUUUUUUUUACUUAUAAUUGUACUUCUAUUCCAAGAUGAUUUAUUAUAACUCUCAUGCUGCAUCCAAUGAUUCUUUUUCUCAAAGAUACUAAUAUUGGCCAACCAUCUGUAUAUUAUAAUAUGAGACCUGUGAUGCAGUCACCCGAUAAAUGUGCAUGGUUGCAUCUGUCACAA
Molecule: messenger RNA, 1316 nt
Organism: Musa acuminata subsp. malaccensis (wild Malaysian banana)
Lineage: Eukaryota; Viridiplantae; Streptophyta; Magnoliopsida; Zingiberales; Musaceae
Product: methionine aminopeptidase 1B, chloroplastic
Biological process (GO): proteolysis
Cellular component (GO): chloroplast
Molecular function (GO): metalloaminopeptidase activity
Source: RefSeq, a predicted model, not a curated record